ACGUAACAUUUACCUACAACAACCAUCGCUUGGACAUCCUGUGUGCCACAACCACCAUCUCCUAUAACUAAGAGCCAUCCAAGCCUAGUCUCAGUAAUCCCAUCAACCAAAGCCUGUGUUCUACAAGACAGCCAACCAGCCAUGGGCCUCAAGGGUGUGAUGGUGUGUUUACUUAUACUGGGGUUGGUUCUCGAACAGGUGCAAGUAGAAGGCAAGAGUUGCUGCAGGAGCACCCUAGGAAGAAACUGCUACAAUCUUUGCCGCGUCCGUGGUGCUCAGAAGCUAUGCGCAGGCGUCUGUAGGUGUAAACUCACAAGUAGCGGAAAAUGCCCUACAGGCUUCCCCAAAUUGGCCCUUGUGUCCAACUCAGAUGAACCAGACACCGUCAAGUAUUGCAACUUGGGGUGUAGGGCUUCCAUGUGUGACUACAUGGUCAACGCAGCUGCUGACGACGAAGAAAUGAAACUCUAUUUGGAAAAUUGUGGUGAUGCUUGUGUCAAUUUCUGCAACGGUGAUGCUGGCCUCACAUCCCUUACUGCCUAAUGAUGUGUAUCCAUGGUCUGAGAUUUCACAGGGCAAGGUGUGUCUGACCUUUGCGUUCAAUAAAAUUGGAUCCCAUCGAGAGUAUCCAAACCAGUGUGUCAACCUGUUUUAUGUGUGUGUAUUUCCAUUCCUUGUUCGAAUAAAAGCCGUCAUAAUGAAUGCCAUGUUGCUGCCGUGAAGUACCGCCAUGACUGAGAUAAAAUGGUACAUGUUGUAUCAUUUGCCUGUGGAUAUAAACUUCAUGAGUACAUGCUUCAAGUAA
Hordeum vulgare subsp. vulgare (domesticated barley) is the source of this 805-nucleotide messenger RNA. Its product is annotated as alpha-hordothionin. Gene Ontology annotation, biological process: defense response. Bases 142 to 543 code for a protein of 133 amino acids. The transcript is spliced from 3 exons. Lineage: Eukaryota; Viridiplantae; Streptophyta; Magnoliopsida; Poales; Poaceae. The record is from RefSeq and is a predicted model, not a curated record.